AUAACGGACACUAUCAGCUUUCAGUUAUGCAGCCGCCACCGCGAAAGGUAAAGGAGAGCCAGCAGGUGAAACUGGUGUUCUCAGAGCAGCUCAGCAGAUUGCAGAGCAAACAGCAUCAGGACACUGAGCUGCUGGAGGAGAUCAGGACGUUCAGUAAGCAGCGAGCAGCGAUAGAGAAAGAGUAUGCUCAGGCUCUUCAGAGGUUGGCUGUCCAGUACCAGAAAAGAGACUGGCAAAGAGGAAAUACAGAUGCUGUCACCUCUGGGAGUGUGUUUGGCGUGUGGCGGUCAGUGGUAGAUGCCACAGCUCAUUCUGCCGCAUCACGACUAGCCGCUGCAGAGGAAUAUCGCCGACUAAUUGGACACGCCUCCAGAAGUCUUCGCAAUGCAAAGGACAUCCGAGCUAAGAGAGGCCUGGAGCAGCUGCAGAGGGUACAGGGGGAAGUGGUUGAUGCUCUGCGGGAGCUGCACAGGAUCAAGAAGAGCUAUUACCAACUCAGUCAUAUUGCCAAUGUUGCCAGAGAGAAAGCUGCGGAUGCACAGAGCAGAGCCAGAAAGAGUGAACAUGGAAUUUUCCACUUUAAAACAGGACUACAAAAGAUGACUGCUAAGCUCAACACCAGGUUAAAAGAGUGUGAAGACCGUUUGACUGAAGUUCGUAAUGAGUAUCUGCUGGCAUUAUCAGCAGUCAAUGGCCAUCAUCAACACUACUAUACGAAUGACUUACCACAUAUUAUGGAGCAAAUGGACGGUGAUGUUUACAAUGACUUGAGGAGCCAUUUCACUCUGCUGUGUGGGACAGAGAUGGAUACUUGUCUGGCUACACACAAACAGUACAGCACCAUAUGGGAGAGUGUUGCCAAGGUGACCAGAGAGAAAAAUGUUGUGCAGUUUCUUCAGGAAUCUGUCUCCUUCAGCAAAAUCCCCGAAUUCACCUUCCAGCCAGCUCCACGUGACAAGGUGUUGACUCUACAGGAGGUUUGUGCCUCUGAAGCAGAGGGCUGUCUGGUUAAAGAAGCCAAGAAAUGGACCGCUAAAGCCGCCAAGGACUACAAGAUCAUCACCCAUGGAGAGAGGGCUCUGCAGAUGCUGGAGAGUCGGUUGAAGCUGUUGUCAGGGGAGACGGGGCUCAGUGUGGAGCAGAAGAUAGCAGAGGUGCAGGACAGCGUCAGGAAAGCCAAGCUCAGUAGGGUGAAGGCUGAAGCCCGUCUGGCUCUGUUAUCAGACAGUGUCACAGGAAUCGAACUGUGGCUCCACAACGCCAUGAACCAGGCAGAGGAGGAGCUGGAGAGGGAGAGACGCCUCAGUGAACAGAGGAAGUCGACUGAGGACUUUUCAGAAGAUGAGUUUGAGCUGACUGACUUUGAGGACUAUGAAGAUGAGAACGGAGACAUCUUUGCAGAUCCAGUGUCGGCAUCUGGAGUGUGUAUUUACCCUGCAGCCUGCAGAGUCAUCUAUAGCUAUCAGGCUAGCCAAUCAGAUGAGCUGUCUAUCAUGGAAGGGGAGGAGCUUCAAGUGAUUGAGGAUGGAGACAUGGAGGACUGGCUGAAGGUGUGUAACUCGUGUGGUCAGGUGGGGUAUGUUCCUGAGCGUUACGUGCAGUUCCUGUGUUUACCAGCUGAGGAUUCUGCUCAGCUGGACAGCUCCUUCAGCUCAACCUCAUCCACUGGGAACAAAGAGCGGGCAGGGAGCAGAGGAGUAGCCAGAGCUCUGUACUCUUACCAGGCCCAGAGUGCAGAGGAGCUAUCCUUCCAGGAGGGGGCACUGAUUCACCUGAUCCGCUGUCGACAUGCAGAGGUGGAUGAUGGGUUUUGGGAGGGAGAGCUGAAUGGACGGAUCGGUGUCUUCCCAUCGUUAGUGGUGGAGCUGGUCCAUGAUGAAGGGGAGGAGGAGGAAAAGGAGGAGGAGGAGCCUCUCUCCACCCCAACCAUGCCUCCCUUCUCCCCCUCCGGCCCAACCACAUCAGACCCCGGCUGUAGUUCAGCACUCGCUGCGACUCCCCCUGGCUGUGUGGAGGACAAACAGCAGGUGUUUCCUCUAAAGCUGGCAGACAACUCAGUCGAGUCUGCAGGCAGCAGCCACAACUCUCCAGAUCUCUCCAGCAGUCGACUUAGACCAUGUCGAGCACCUCCUCCUCCUCCGACACAGAAGCCUUCAGCUCAGCCCUGAGACAAAGACUAGUCACUGAGAUUAAUAAUCAAGACUACAGGACUUGGUGUACUUUUAUUAUAGUAUUGAACAAGUAACUUGUAUUUGUCAGUAUUUGUUAGGUUUUUUUCAUUGGUCAACUUAGUUGAAAGAUGAGGAAUCUUACAACGAAGUUGACCAAUGGAAAAAAAACUCCAUGUGACAUGUUUACAUUGAAUUAUAAUUCUUAUUCAUUUCCAAAAUAUCUUGUUUGGGGAAACAAAUAAUGAAUCUUUACAGCCUGUUUUCUUUCCCAACUCAUCAAAUACCGUCUCUUGGUCAGUGAUUUCAGCGUCAUAUAGUGAUAUGGUAUAAUAUUGGCUGGACUGCGCCAGUUUGAAACCCUGCUGGUAAAUGGGUCCAACAAACCAUGGACUUUCAUCCAGGAGCCCGCUUUUCACUUCCUUUAUGAAUGUUGAGCCAAACCAUGAUGGAUUUUUUUUUCUAAACCAUUUGUUGGACAAGGAAAUGAAUGUAAAUGCAAGACGUUUCACCAAUGUUUAUUUUGAAAAAGAUUAUAUGCAUCUAACGAGAAGAAACUGUGCGUUCCCUAUGAAAAUGAAAGUUUAUUUUGAAAAGACGCAAUUAACAGGCAUAAAUUGUCCCGAUACAGGAGGAUAUUUAGCAUAUAGAGACAUGAACAGUGCAGACCAAGCAGCAAUAUUUGACGAGUUGGGAUAACAGCAUGUUGCUGUUUAUAAUUACAGUUUAAGAAAGGUAAAGUGGUGCUUUUUGUGUUGGCUUUCAGCAGAGAAUAUAUGACCCAUACUGUAUGGGUAUUUGAUAUUAUAUCCAAUGCAUAACUAUAGCAGAGCAGAACAACUGAUAAUUUGUACAAUGAAAUCAAACAGUGAAAUGCAGGAAGUACGUCUAAAACAAAACAAAAAAGUUAAUUGGAUGAAUUUUAAGCAGAUUAUAGUGCAUCUGUGAUUAGCUUUCUUGAUAUUUUCAGGAAGUUUUUAAGUGAUUUUUUUUUUUGGUGUUUUUUUUAUAUGAUGGAGUAUUUUUUAACAAUCAUUCAUAUUUAAAAGGUUUAUUUCAGUGUAGUCUUCUCUCUGGCACUUGACCAUUGUUCUGUUAGCUCUUUGGUUGUUUUCCCUGCAUUCUUAACUGCAGGAUGAGGCUGUUUAGAGGAGAGUAAAGGCUCUGUGAAUAAAGCUUGUGUUCAGCUCUUCACCGUGCUCUUAUCCUGUGAGGCUCAUAUCCUGCAUAAUAAUCUAAACUUUGAAUAUAACACUUUCAUUUUAUUUUCUUCACAUAAAUGAAUGGCAGGCUGCAAAUAACCUUCUCUUUACAUUUUUAAAAAGGUUUUUUCAAACCCUUUAAAAUCAGACAGGCCUCUCAUCCCCCCUGUGAAGCCUUGGUGACCCCUAGUGGGUGUUGGGUACCAGUGCUUCAGAAGCAAUAUUAGUGUAGCAUAUGACAUGGUAGCCAGCACUGUGUGUAAACAUGACAUGUCGCAUGUUAAACUGAAGAAAAUGUAGAACAGUAUUUGAUUUUCUUUGAAAAUAUUUCUUUGAAUUGUGUGGCUUGAAAUGAGUUGUUAAAACACAUCUGAAAGAAUAUUGAAAGAACAGCACAGUGAAGAGAACAUGCAGGAUACACCAGUUAACAUCAUAAUGGUCCCUUUUAUUUUAGAAAUAAAAUAUUACAUUCUGCAAGCAUUGACUUCACCAGUAAACGUGCUAAUCCAAAUAAACAUGAUAUUGUGCAGUUACUAUAUGAGAACAUAUCUUAGAAUGUGACUGCUGGGAAAUCCAAGGACAUUUUGUCGGCAUUAUUUUGCACUUUAGUCAAAUUGAAUCAUUUCUUCAAAAACAAUUCUUAAUGAAUAUAAAUGUUUUUCUACUGCAUUUUAUAGUUUUGGAUUUUAUAAAAAAUCAUACUGGUGAGGUUGAUGUGUGUUUUAACUAUGGUAUGGUCAAUAAUGUAACAUGUUGGUGUGAUUAUACUGUUGUUUACUACCAGGAUCCUUGACCGAUGUCAACAAGCUUAACAACAACAAAACACACUUAAACAAGUCCGAAAAGCAAACUUCUGGUAUUUAUUUUUUAAGAGUAAAUUAUGAUACAUCUGCAUAUUUACAAGUCUGUCACAUCACUAACGUGUAUAUUGUGCAUAUGAUCUAGGCCCUGCUAGUAAGGAUAAAUACAUUAUACAUCUCUAAAACAUAAAGAGAGAGAUCACAAACCCCCUGAUUUUAUCAAGCUGUUGAGGCUUUUUAGCUUUUGCGCUUUUCAGUGGUGCUUCAAUAUGAUCGCUGUUGAUCUUUGUAAUGCUGGAUAUCUCAACAUUUUGGUAGAAUUAUCAUGAUGUUUUUACAUUUAUAAUACAUAAUUUUUCCCAAGUCCCAGGGCAGCAACAUGGUACAUAUGUUAUGAGCUGACCAAAGUGGAUUUGUUAUUUGUCCAGCUGUCAAAAAACAAAACUUGUAUUGUCAUGAGUCACACACCUAGCAGUAUUUAUGUUGUUAUAUGUCUUUUUAAAAUACCAAUGAAGAUACAAGCAACUGAACUGGAAACUGGAAAAAGUAGCACACUGGACCUCUUAACUGAACUGGAUUUGUUCUUGUUAAUAUUCAUACAUUAUGAAUAUGACAUUGCUGGUGUGUGAAACCUUGUUCUGAAAGUGACAUUGUAACAUUCAGAAGAAUGAAUGCCACAGUGGAUCUUUUACAAAAUAAAAUAUACUCUGUAUAUAAUUUACGAAUAAUACUAUGGCCACAUUCAUUCUCUGAAUAUUCACUGUAAAGCUUUCCGAUCAAUUCUGCUUUAUUUUUAACUUUGCUUUGUAAUGUGCUUAAUUACUAACAACAUUUCUUGACUACUGGGCCCUA
This is a messenger RNA of Plectropomus leopardus (leopard coralgrouper), 5022 nucleotides long. RefSeq names its product F-BAR and double SH3 domains protein 1-like. The record is from RefSeq and is a predicted model, not a curated record. Lineage: Eukaryota; Metazoa; Chordata; Actinopteri; Perciformes; Serranidae. Gene Ontology annotation, biological process: regulation of actin filament polymerization; neuromuscular synaptic transmission. Gene Ontology annotation, molecular function: protein binding. Gene Ontology annotation, cellular component: recycling endosome; neuromuscular junction.